AUGUCGCGCAGCCGAGCUUGGAUACUGAUUGUUGCCAUCGCAAGCUUGGCCACCUCGCACCGCGCCGAGCGCACGCACGAGCCUCUCUAUGACGUGAGCGUCCACGUUGGCCCGGGCGAGCCCGUUUGCCUGGACGUGCCGCCGGCUCAGCCGACGGGCAGGCCGACCUGCGAGAAGUCUUUGCUGCUGCUGCCCGACAACUUCUUUGAUGACGCGAAGAUGUAUCCCAGGGAGCCGAACUUCGGCACCUUCUGUGGCUUCCACGACAAACACACAGCGCCGCUCUGCAACGGGCCUGUGCCUCCAGCCUGGUGCAGCAAGGCCUGGUGCUUUGUGACCAUGGCUUGCAUCAAGGAUGCCAGCAACAACCUGACGGAUGCUGCGGAGACACAUUUGGAGCAUGACUCUGCUUUCAAGCUUUAUGCAACCUACAUGAAUUGCGACUCGAGCAACGACCAGGUGCAUGCGCAGCACUUGUCCGAUUGGCGUUGA
Effrenium voratum is the source of this 492-nucleotide messenger RNA. The record is from the annotation of a GenBank genome assembly. NCBI's taxonomy places the organism in Eukaryota, Dinophyceae, Suessiales, Symbiodiniaceae.